This is a messenger RNA of Caenorhabditis briggsae, 3246 nucleotides long. Gene Ontology annotation, biological process: telomere maintenance; DNA repair. The coding region runs from base 1 to 3246 and encodes 1081 amino acids. Lineage: Eukaryota; Metazoa; Nematoda; Chromadorea; Rhabditida; Rhabditidae. Gene Ontology annotation, molecular function: DNA helicase activity. The record is from RefSeq and is a predicted model, not a curated record. The transcript is spliced from 7 exons.
AUGGCUAAAAGGACUAAAAAGCCAAAGUCAAAGCAGCCCACAGCCCGUGUUGGACGCCCUCGGACCCGCGCCGUCAAGGAUAAGGCUCGAGAGGUUGGGGCUACAACUUCUACAUCCAGUACAUCAACUACAAAACCUUCCCAGAAGCGCCGAUUGGCUAUGAAAAAAGCUGAAACUGCAGAGAAGAAACUCCAGCGAAAAGACGAGGAGUCAGAGGAGAUCACAGCUAAACGAAGACGACUCGAUGCAAUAAGAAAAAGGAAGGCGCGUGUGGAAGAGACGGAGGAAGAACAUAAGAAAAGGACAUCUUCCAAUAAAGAAAGAACAUCAAGAGCCCGUUCAGAAGAAACAGAAGAUCAAUACCGUCGCCGGAAAUCUUCAAAUAGAGUGAGUACAUCAAGAGCCCGUUCCGAAGAAACGGAGGGAGAACGUAUUCGUAGAAUGCUAGCCAACGCUGAAAGAACUUUCAAAGCCCGUUCAGAAGGAACAGAAACCGAUACUUUGAAAAGACGUGCUCAGAAUAAAGAACAUAUGACUGUGACACGUUCUACGGAGUCUCCUAAAGCUUCAGAAUCUAGGAAAGAGGCAGACCGGAAACGACAUAAUUCUCAUGUCACUGAAGAUUGUGGAAUAGCCAGAAAAGACGUGAAAGUCGAGGAAAAUUAUCUUGGGAAAAUGUCGAUACAAUGCUCAAGCUGUGGGGAACAGCCCCAGAGCAAAAAGUUCAAUACAUGCUGUCGACAUGGAUUGAUCCAACUUCCUCUGUUUGAUAAUUUUCCGAAAGAACUCCACGAGCUCUUCACAUCUUCUACUUCGGAGUCUGCUGAAUUUUUGAAAAACAUCAGGACUUACAACAACUCCUUGGCAAUGGGUUCCAUGGUCGCACACGUGGAUACUCCAAAAGGAGGUGGUCCAUACACUUAUCGACUGCACGGGCAAGUGUACCACGUCACUGGAGCUCCACAUCCGGAACCUGGGCAAGAGCAUCUCUGUGCCCAAGUCUUCAUCCUUGACACCGAGGAAGCAGCCGCGGAGCUCGCGAAUAGAAAAACCAAAGUAUCGUGCUCCAAAGAUCUAUACAAGAAAUUGAUCGAUCUACUUCACAUGUACAAUCCAUUUGUGAAGUCAUAUAAAAUGAUGCGAGAGAAAGAGGAAGAAGAGGAAUUAUUGGCAACAGCCGAAAACCGAGAUGUUAGAGAAGUGAAGAUGGUUUUUCGAUCGAACACAAAUUUGAACCCCAACAGAUACCAACUUCCAACAGCUGAAGAAAUCGCUGUGGUGUUUGUUGGCGACGAAAACGAAAAUCCUGGAAAAAGAGUCAUCACAGUCUAUCAAAGAUCCACAGGAACUUUUCAAUAUCUUUUGGAUACUGAUAAAGAGACAGAUCCAUUGUGCUAUCCUCUUCUCUUUGUGGAUGGAAAAUAUGGAUGGCACGUCAACCAGAAAAGACAAGAUGGACAUGGAGGAACGACCAAGAUGAGUGCUCGGGAGUUCUAUUCCUACUACCUUCACAUCCGUCCGACCUUCUCUCCACUUCAUCACGCAAAAAAGCUUUUCCAACAAUUUUGCGUAGAUGUCUGGACAAAAAUCGAACAGGAUCGUCUCAAUUUCAUCCGGCAACAUCAGGAUAGACUCCGAGUGGAAUUAGUACAAGGACUGAUGGAUCACAUCAAUGCAGAAGAUGAUGGUCCAUGCGGAAAAAGGAUCUUUUUGCCAAAUACUUCACCCGUUUCCNCAAGGCAUUUUGUUUCCCUUUACCAAGACGCUUUGGCUGUUGUAUCCAGAUUCGGAAAGCCUGAUUUGUUUCUCACGAUCACGUGCAAUCCAAGCUGGAAAGAAAUCCAAGAAGCUUUGUUGCCAGGACAAGAACCUGUCGAUCGUCCGGACAUUGUUGCACGAGUCUUCAAACUCAAAAUUGAAGAAUUAAAACAAGACCUGUUCAUCAAGCACAUUUUUGGAGAAGUAGCUGCCUGGAUUUUUGUCAUCGAAUUCCAAAAGCGAGGUUUACCUCACAUGCACCUUCUGAUGAUUUUGAAAAACAAAUGGAAGCCUAGAAGCACCCCAGUUAUGCAGCUCAAAGUGCAUCUGAAGAAUGCCCAAGGAGUCGUCUAUAAAGAAGGAGAAGAAAAAGAUGCAGCAGAGAGAGGACAGCUCCGAGAAACAACACUAACAGCGUGGUUUGCUGCAAACAAAAGAUGUUAUGAUGAGCUUGAAUCGGCUGGAAUGAUUCCAGAAGACGUUGUGGACUGCCGAGAUUUGCAAACCGUUGGAGGUGUCUUUUAUGAGAAAUUUGUGGAUGCUGCGAAAGCUGCCGGAUACUUGACUGAGGACAUUUUCUAUGAAAAGUCGUUGGAAGAAGCAGCGUCAUUUCAUUCUGCACCACAACUGAGAGGAUUCUUCGUCACUCUGCUGAUGUUUGGGGAAAUUCAUAAUGCUGAAGAGUUAUGGUACAAAUUUGUGGAUGACUUCUCAGAAGACUUUUUAUACAAGCACUUACCAAAAGAAAAAGCCGAAGCUCUUGCUUAUAAUGAUCUUAUUGAUAGAAUGAAUGCUAUGGGAGAAAAGCUGGAUAAAUGGAUGAGCCUUGGAUACGAGAGAAUCAUUCCAGACGACGUCAUUGAUUUUGAUUACUGCUCAAAAGAAGGAGAUAGGAUGAGAUCAACGUUGGUAGCAGAACAAGAAGAAGUUGUGAAGGCAGUUUUGGAUGCUGUGAAAAGUGGAGGAGGUCUUAUUUACGUGGAUGGACCAGGAGGAAGCGGCAAAACAUAUGUAUACCUUACUCUCAUCAACAUCCUCCAAGGUAUGCAUCUGAAAGUCAUCCCAAUUGCGUGGAUUGGGAUCGCUGCAUCUCUAUUGCCUCAUGGAAGAACGGUGGCUUCCUUCUUCCAUCUUAACAUCAAGGAUGGAUGUAAGACAUCAACCAUCCAUCUUCAAUCCGCCGAAGCCAAAUACCUCGCCGAACUUGAUGUCGUAUUUUGGGAUGAGGCUCCUAUGAGCCCCAAAUCGUCACUUGAAACAGUGGAUCAGCUUUUCCGUGACGUCACCAAAAUCGAUAAACCAUUUGGCGGAAAAGUGAUCAUCCUUGGAGGCGACUUCCGACAGUGCCUUCCAGUUGUGGACAGAAAAGGAACAGAUGAGCAAAUUUCAAAUUCCAUCAAAAGAUCUCAUCUUUGGCCACUUUUCCAAGUCUACCAUUUGAAGACCAACAUGCGUGCCCAAAAUGCUGAUGAAGAAUGGAAAAGGUAA